CAGCCAAAAUGCAGAACGACGGAAUUGAGAAAUCAUCGUUUUGCUUCACAAUGUUUCAUAUAACGGUGCUCUUGUUUGUCAGCGUCCUAGCCCAGGCCCAAGAGCCGGAGCUGGGGGAUGUGUGCACCCAGGGGAGCUGUUACCCCGCCACGGGAGAUCUCCUCAUUGGGCGAGCACACCAGCUCUCCGCCACCUCCACUUGUGGCCUGGUCAAGCCCGAUCCUUUCUGUAUCGUCAGUCACCUACAGGAUGAGAAGAAGUGCUUUGUUUGUGAUUCCACCGAGACCUACAGUGAGAAAAUGAGGCACACCACCAGUCACAGGAUUGAGAAUGUUGUGACAACGUUUGCCCCCAACCGCUUGAAAACCUGGUGGCAGUCCGAGAAUGGUAUGGAGAAUGUAACCAUCCAGCUGAAUCUGGAAGCUGAGUUUCACUUUACGCAUCUCAUCAUGACCUUCAAAACUUUCCGUGCUGCAGCUAUGGUGAUUGAGCGGUCAGCUGACUUUGGAAGGACAUGGCUGGUAUACCGCUACUUUGCCUACGACUGUGAAACGUCUUUCCCAUCCGUCUCCCAAGGGCCGAUGAAGAAGGUGGAUGACGUCAUCUGUGAUUCCCGCUACUCUGACAUUGAGCCCUCAACAGAAGGAGAGGUCAUCUUCCGAGUCCUGGAUCCUGUGUUCAGGAUUGAGGAUCCAUACAGUCCCCGGAUCCAAAACAUGCUGAAGAUCACCAAUCUCCGAGUGAAAUUCGUCAGGCUUCACACACUGGGGGACAACCUGCUGGACUCACGCAUGGAGAUCAAGGAGAAGUACUAUUACGCUCUGUACGACAUGGUGGUCAGGGGGAACUGCUUCUGCUAUGGCCAUGCGUCCGAGUGUGCCCCGGUGGAUGGAGUCGGUGCUACUGAAGGCAUGGUUCAUGGUCACUGUAUGUGCAAUCACAACACCAAGGGGCUGAACUGUGAGAGGUGCCAAGAUUUCUAUCAUGACUUACCCUGGAGGCCCGCUGAGGGCCGCAACACCAACGCUUGCAAAAAGUGUAACUGCAAUCACCACUCGGACGAAUGCCACUUUGACAUGGCGGUGUUCGUGGCCUCGGGCAAUGUGAGCGGAGGUGUGUGUGAUGAGUGCCGCCACAACACCAUGGGCAACAACUGUGAGCAGUGCAAGCCUUUCUUCUACCAGCACCACGAGCGAGACAUACGGGACCCCAACAUCUGCGAGCCCUGUAACUGUGACCCAGUGGGCUCUCUGAACGGAGGGAUCUGCGAUGCUCUGACCGACGUGUCCACUGGGCUGAUUGCUGGCCAGUGCCGCUGUAAGCCCAACGUGGAGGGAGAGCGGUGUGACCAGUGCAAGCAAGGUCACUAUGGUCUGAGCGAUGACCAUCUGGGCUGCAAGCCUUGUACCUGCAAUGCUCUCGGGACAGUUCCUGGAGGAAGCCCCUGUGAAACAGACAGUGGAAAGUGCUACUGCAAGCGUCUGGUCACUGGGAGAAAUUGUGACCAGUGUAUGCCUCAGCACUGGGGUUUGAGCAAUGACAUGGAUGGCUGUCGCCCAUGUGACUGUGACCUCGGCGGGGCUCUCAACAAUGACUGUUCUGCAGAGACAGGGCAGUGUCAGUGUCGGGAGCACAUGUUUGGUCGGGCCUGUGACCAGGUGGAGUCAGGAUUCUACUUCAUUGCACUGGACCACUACACUUAUGAGGCAGAGGAUGCCAAAUUUGGGCCUGGCGUGACAGUGGUGCAGAGGCCUUACCCUGUGGACAGAACUCCCACCUGGACUGGCGUUGGGUUCGUGAAUGUUCCGGAGGGGGCGUACCUGGAGUUCAACAUCGACAACCUUCCCCAUUCCAUGGAGUACGACAUCCUUAUCCGCUAUGAACCUCAGUUGCCAGAGCAGUGGGAGGAGGUGUUGAUGACUGUCAUCAGGCCCAGAGUGAUCACAGCCGACAGCAGAUGUGCAAACACAAUGCCUGAGGACGACAACCAGCGGCUCUCUCUCCACCCCGGCUCCAGGUAUGUGGCGCUUCCCAGGCCCGUGUGCUUUGAAGCUGGGCUGAAUUACACCAUCCGGCUCAGCCUGCCCCUCUACUCCACACUCAGUGACAUCCAGUCCCCCUACACCCUCAUCGACUCAAUUGUGCUGAUGCCGCACUGUAAGAACCUGGAGAUCUUCUCAGGGUCAGAGGGAGGAGAUGUGGUGACCAAUAACGCAUGGGACACCUUCCAGCGCUACAGGUGCCUGGAGAACAGCCAGGGCGUGGUCAAGACCCCCAUGACCGACAUCUGCAAGGACUACAUCUUCAGUGUGUCUGCACUGUUACACUCGGGAGCUAAAGCCUGUAAGUGUGAUCCUAUGGGAUCCCUCAGCACAGUGUGUGACCCAAAUGGUGGCCAGUGUCAGUGUCGUACCAACGUGAUGGGCAGGAACUGUGACAGCUGUGCUCCCGCCACAUUCCUCUUUGGACCAUCUGGCUGCAGACCGUGUGAGUGCAACCCUCAGGGCUCCCUCCAUGCCUUCUGCCACGAGGCCACUGGUCAGUGUGAGUGUGUUCCCGGUGCUUACGGACGCCAGUGUGACCGCUGCCUGCCUGGCCACUGGGGCUUCCCCAACUGCCGUCCCUGCACCUGCAACGGCCACACUGACCAGUGCGACGUCCACUCAGGAGAGUGCCUGGGCUGCAGAGAGCACACCACCGGACACAACUGCGAGAGGUGUCUCAGUGGUUACUAUGGUGACCCAGUUCUUGGAUCUGGAGACCACUGCCGCCCGUGUAUGUGUCCUGAUGGUCCAGGAAGUAAUCGUCAGUUUGCUGGGGGCUGCUACAAGAGCCCGGACUCCUUCCAGGUGUUCUGUGUGUGCAGCCCUGGAUAUCAAGGUGCCAGGUGCGAUGAGUGUGCCCCAGGUUACUAUGGCAACCCUCACCAGGCGGGAGGCCAGUGUCUCCCGUGCCAGUGCAACAGCAACAUCGACAUGAUGGACCCGGGCGCGUGUGAUGCCAGCUCUGGUGCCUGCCUCAGAUGCCUGCACCACACCGAGGGGCCAGACUGCAGCCGCUGUAAGCUGGGCUACUAUGGCAACGCCCUCACCCAGAGCUGCAGAAAGUGCAUCUGCAACCACCAAGGCACCGCUCAGGACUCCUGCCCCUCUCUGGGAGACUGCCACUGUGAGCUGUCCAGCGGGCAGUGCCAGUGUCUCCCCAAUGUGGUGGGCCAGCACUGUGACCUGUGUGCCCCCGACACCUGGAACAUGGCCAGCGGCAAAGGCUGCGAGGACUGCAACUGCAGCCCAGAGCACUCGUACGGCAGCUCCUGCAAUGAGAUCUCAGGCCAGUGUUCCUGCAAGCCUGGCUUUGGGGGGAAGACAUGUCAUGAGUGCAGAGAGUUAUUCUGGGGGAAUCCAGAGGUGCAGUGUCAUGCUUGUGACUGCGACCGCAGGGGCACUGCAGAGCCCCAGUGCAACAAGGCCACAGGUCACUGUGUGUGUGUGGAGGGAGUGUCAGGUCCCAGGUGUGAUACCUGUGCUCGGGGAUUCUCGGGCGAGUUUCCCAACUGUGAGCGCUGCCACCAGUGCUUUGCGGAGUGGGACGUGAUUGUGGGGGAGCUCACCAACCAGACCCACCGGCUGGUGCAGAAGGUCAACGCCAUCAAGUCCAGUGGCAUCACGGGGCCUUACCAGCAGACAAUAGACAACGUGGAGAAGAGCGCCAGCUCCAUCCGGAACAUUCUGGCACAAAAUCCAGCCACUCAGCCCCUCACUGAAAUUCAGGAGCUUUUGGAGCAAGCCACGGAUCUGGUGUCAGAAAUGACCAGCAAGUUGAACCUAACUGAGGAGGCGCUGGGCAAGGUGUCGCUGGAGAACAAUGGCACAGACACCAAGCUAGAGGCGCUCAAAGAGGAUGCCCAAAAACUGGAGCGUACCGCCAAAGAGCUUCUGGAACAGGUGGAGUUUGUGAAGAACUCUGACGUGCGUGGAGCCACAGAUAGCAUCACCAAAUACUUCCAGCAGUCUCUGUCGGCGGAGACCAGAGCCAACGCCUCUAGCAGUGACCCAGACAGCACGGUGGAGCAGUCGGCUGCCCUGCGCCAGACGGUGGAGCAGAGGAUGAAUGAGACGGGAGACGAGUUCCUCAACAAGCAGGACACACACGCCAAGAGACUGGACGAUCUGGCUGGCCAGCUGGAGACCCUCAGUCUAGCGGAGCUGAGCGAGAAGACGUGCGGCAGCCGUGCGGGCUCAGAGAGCUGUGCGGACUCCCCGUGCGGGGGGCUCAGCUGUGUGGAUGCCAAGGGGAACAGGAAGUGUGGCGGGGAGGGCUGCGAUGGCCUGGCCACCCUUGCCUCCAGCGCCUGGCGCAAAGCCAAGGACUUUGAGAAAGAGAUUGGCAGUGCCAUGGAGGAGGUGGAGAAGCUCUCCAAGCUGGUGUCAGAGGCGAAGGUCAAGGCAGACGGUGCCAAACUGAGUGCCCAGACUGUCCUCUUGAAGACCAACGAGACCAAGCGGCGUGUGGACCAGAGCAACGAGGAGCUCCGCCAGCUCAUCAAGCAGAUCCGAGACUUCCUGACCCAGGACGGCGCGGACCUGGAGAGUAUCGAGGCUGUGGCUAAUGAGGUCCUGGACAUGCAGAUGCCCACCACGCCGGCCCAGCUGCAGAACCUGACCGACGAGAUCCGUGAGCGCGUGGGCAGCCUGUCCAGCGUGGAGGACAUCCUCAACCAGAGCGCCGCCGACAUCCAGCGCGCAGAGAGCCUGCUGGAACAAGCCCGCAAGGCCAGCAAAGAAGCCACGGACGUCCGGGACACGGCGGUGAUGGUGAAGGAGGCGCUGGAGCAGGCGGAGAAGGCUCAGAACACAGCAGCCGAGGCCAUCAAGCAGGCCACCACGGACAUCAAGGGCACGCAGGACCUCCUCACCUCUGUGGAAUCUGAAACAGCAGAUUCUGAGUUCAGGCUAAAUAACGCAACACAGAGGCUACACCGCCUGGAGAAAGACGUGGCGUUGCUCAAGGAGAAAGCCCACAACACCACCAGCACUGCUGAGAAGACAGAGCAAGACAUGGAGGACAUCAACAAAGUAGCUGAACAGGUUAAAAAGGACCUGGACAGUGACAUAAAAGAAAAAUACAAAACAGUGGAGGGACUGAUCACACAGAAAGCGAGCGGCAUCUCCGACGCCAAGAAGAGGGCAGAGAUGCUACAGCAGGAAGCCAAAGACCUUCUGCUGCAAGCUAGUGACAAGCUGAAGCUCCUCAAAGACUUGGAGAAGUCGUAUGAUGACAACCAGAAGACGCUGGAGGAUAAGGCCAAUCAGCUGGUGGAUCUGGAGAAGGCUGUGCGGGAACUGCUCAAGGAGAUCAGCCAUAAAGUCACUCUAUACAGCACCUGUCUCUUUUAACACCUGGACAAACAUUCACUAAUAAACAGGCAGUUCACAACACCAAUUUGGAAUGCCAUUUUAUAAAAUAGAAAUGACAGAAAAAUGGCAGGUAUUCAAGCUGAUGGUAUAAAAAGCUAAUACCAUUGAAAUAUAAAAGCUUAAGUUAAAAGAAGCAACACAAUACAGAAACCAAAGUCCCCAAACCAAAGUCGUUACAUUUCACUUCAAAUACUGAGAGUGAUGUUAACUCUAAAUUAAAUGUUUAAUUUAUAAAUACCUGUCAGAAUUGGUCUUUUUAAACUCAAAGUUGUGUGAACCAAUGUGCUUUAGCAAAUGAAAAAUGAAAGGUUUUUAUUACUAGUUUUCAGACUCAUCAGCCUUUAUUCUGAUAGGAUUUGAAAGGAUUACUUGUAGCUAAUAAGCGCAGGAGGCAACGUUUCCAGUGGUGCUUCUGGGCUGUCCCUAGGUCUGUCCCAGUCUGUUCCAGUCUGUUCCAGCACCUUCACCAGUGUUCCGGCAGUGUUGAGUCAAACCGAGUGUGUGCUAUUUCUUUUUAACUGAUAGCAUUACAUUGAAGUUGUUUGAUCAGAGGCAUGUGGCAAAUGGCCUGGCCCUUUCCAUGCUUUGAUACAUUUUACCAGUGCUGACUGUCAAUUCAACACAUUGUUAUAGCAAAAUUGGAACAUUGUUAAUUGUUUCAUACAUGUCUGUGUUGAUCUCAUCUGCAAAAGAGUGACAUGUCAGUUGGUAGAAAGGUCAUUUGAGGUGAUAUUUGGUUUAUGGAGUAUAAUUGUACUGGUAUUAGAAACACACACACAAACCUUUCCUUUUAUCUUAAGUGUUAUGUUAUGUCUAUAUCUUAGCUAGUAGCCUCAUACUUUUACACUUGUCUUUUCAUGAAAGGAUGAAUGACAAGUUGACCAUUUUUCUUUUCUUUUCUCAAAAUUGUAAGCAACCGACACGAAUAGUAAACUCAGAUUCUCACUCAGUUUCUUUUUUUUUUUUUACCCAAACCCCUUUAUUAAAACAUGUAUUAAAUAAUAAUAU
Messenger RNA from Sardina pilchardus (European sardine), 6425 nucleotides. RefSeq names its product laminin, beta 1a (gene lamb1a). The record is from RefSeq and is a predicted model, not a curated record. The transcript has 33 exons. Gene Ontology annotation, biological process: cell migration; tissue development; animal organ morphogenesis. Gene Ontology annotation, cellular component: laminin trimer. Lineage: Eukaryota; Metazoa; Chordata; Actinopteri; Clupeiformes; Clupeidae. The coding region runs from base 9 to 5396 and encodes 1795 amino acids.